Penaeus monodon (black tiger shrimp) is the source of this 715-nucleotide messenger RNA. RefSeq lists its product as uncharacterized. NCBI's taxonomy places the organism in Eukaryota, Metazoa, Arthropoda, Malacostraca, Decapoda, Penaeidae. Bases 167 to 715 code for a protein of 182 amino acids. The transcript is spliced from 2 exons. The record is from RefSeq and is a predicted model, not a curated record.
UAUCCCAUUCAGCCCUGAACUAAGUAAAAAUGGCCCAAAUUCGUUCGACUGUUUAAGUCGGAGGCGUCGCGUAAUUUACGAAAGUUUGUGCUUUAUACUCUAUUCACGUUUUCUAUGGUGUUUUAACAACAAGUUCGAAGUGUCAUCUUCAUGAUUUACCAAUUCCAUGGCUGCUGGCUGGAGAAAAGAGAGGAGGAACAGUCUCUUUAGCAAUAUCGUCGCACCCAUGGAAUACCAGCGACUGCUGGCAGAAUUUAGUAAUUCUGAUUUGAGCAGCAUAUCUGAUGAUGAUGAUGACUGGCCUUCAUCUCCACUUCGGCGCAGAGAACUCUUUCCUGAACUAUGUGCCAACACUGAGAGUUCAGCAUCUGAGUCUGAUGAAGAGAACAACAGAGAUGGAAAUGUUACCACCAGGUCCCCUGAAGUUACAAGUAGCACUGCAGCUGCCCAGACUGGAGCCAGCAGAAAUCUCAAUACUAAUGAAUGUCAUCAUUUCAGGAGAAAUAUAAACUUCAAUCACAGAUUUACUGUAGAUGUUGAUAAUCAUUUUCAGGGAACUAAUUUUCAACUCACAGUUCUCUCCCCUAUAGAUUAUUUCAUGGCUUACCUCUCAUCUGAAAUUUUAGAUGCAAUGACUCUAGAAACACAGAAAAAGUACAUGUCCAAAAAAGGAAAGCCAUUAUCACUAACAGUAGAUCAAAUGAAAAAGUUAUAG